Sphenostylis stenocarpa is the source of this 531-nucleotide messenger RNA. Lineage: Eukaryota; Viridiplantae; Streptophyta; Magnoliopsida; Fabales; Fabaceae. The record is from the annotation of a GenBank genome assembly.
AUGUCCUAUAGCACAGAAACUUGUGUUGGGACUUGGUUGGAGCUUGAGAUGACUAAGAAGAAGUUGGAAACUCUGAUGGGGAAAAUGAGAGGUUUAAGUCUUGUGUGUCUUGGAGGUUGCUUUGAUAGCUGCUAUGACCACACUCAAGCUUAUGGAUUAGGGACAAGGAUCUGGAACUUAAGUGAUCGACCAGUGGAGCUGCAGAUAAGGGUGGGAUCACUACUGAAGAAAGUUCACACUUUGAAGCCAGGGUCUUGUAAGAGACUGAGAAGUAAACGCAUAUACAAGGCUUAUAUGCCUGGUAAGAGUGGCAAUGAUGGUGGGGGAUUGAAGAGCUUGCUUUAUUACUAUGAUGAAACUUGUCACCCUUAUGUUUGGAUUCAGGACAAAGGGGGUGAUUCCUUGAGGAUGGUUAAACAGCAGUAUAUUAGUCUGGAGGAUUUGAGGGAUUCUUCUGAGAUCAGGAUCUUAAGGGAUCAUCAGAGAGGUUGCAUUUCAGUUCUCAAGAGAAAUAGGCCAGAUUUCUGCUGA